AUGAUCAACAACAACAACAGCAACAACAACACAGCUGUUAGCACCUAUAACAACAACAACAACAGCAAUAAUUACAACAACAACAGCACAUUUUGCAAGGUCAAAGUAAAUGUACGAGUACUAGGCAGGGAUAUCUUGGCAUUCAAGCCCAGUCACUGCAACAGCAAUGCCAGGCAUCUUAACCAUUACACUACCGUGCCGCCCAUAUCAUUCGAAAAAAUUUCAACGAAUCAAACUGAUGAGGUGUCAACACCAGACAUAAGCUUCAUACAAAUUAAACUUAUCUGUAGCCCAAGGAAGGUCUUUGAUGUAGAAAAAUUAGAGGUGGUUAAUUAUAUUGGAUGUGAUAAGAUAUAUAAAAUUACAGACGCACUAUUCCUUAACUAUAUAAAUAUACCGUCCGGGGUUCUUGACUAUGCCCAAAAAUUGUCUCGCGAGUACCAUUACCGGCUUAAAAAUGUAGUGCAGACACCAAAACCAAUUCUCAUUUUUGAAAGGGCUUCUUGA
Messenger RNA from Helobdella robusta, 507 nucleotides. RefSeq lists its product as hypothetical. The coding region runs from base 1 to 507 and encodes 168 amino acids. The record is from RefSeq and is a predicted model, not a curated record. The transcript is spliced from 6 exons. Lineage: Eukaryota; Metazoa; Annelida; Clitellata; Rhynchobdellida; Glossiphoniidae.